Molecule: messenger RNA, 6226 nt
Organism: Maniola jurtina (meadow brown)
Lineage: Eukaryota; Metazoa; Arthropoda; Insecta; Lepidoptera; Nymphalidae
Gene: Syn
Product: synapsin
Exons: 14
Coding region: 1-1998 (665 amino acids)
Biological process (GO): neurotransmitter secretion
Cellular component (GO): synaptic vesicle; synaptic vesicle membrane
Molecular function (GO): metal ion binding; ATP binding
Source: RefSeq, a predicted model, not a curated record
AUGUCUCAACCGUCGCUCAGCACGUUGCCGCCCAAAAUCAAUACCCCCGUGGCGUGCGCUGUCCCGCCGAUUUUCACUUCAGUCUCUCAGAAGGCACCCCCAUUUACAUUCAUUUUCCUACCCGUUAACGCGCAACCAGUGCUCCGGGCGGUCAAAAUAGAUCGUUCGGGGUGCCCUGGGAUCUGUGGCCCGCAGGCCGCGACCACAUCAACCCUGUCUUUCUCAAGCUUCCGGAAUUCAUUCACUUCCAAUGUCAAUUACCUGAAAAGAAGCUCAGCGGAGGCGUUGCGCAGAUUCAGCUCGGGGGAUCUACAGUCCGAGUGCGAUGAGGGCGAGGUGGACCCUUACACCGGCCAGCCGGCGACCACCAGCCAACCCAAGCCGCAGAGUCAGAGGCCGACGUCCCAGGUUACGGGAGGCAGUAUCGGCAGCGCAUCCACAUCGUCGGUCCCGCCGGCACCCAGCGCAAGCAGUGGAGUGGGAAGCGACUUGUCGUUGAACCUUCGUGGUGGCUCCCGAGGAACGUCGGCGCCGUCCUCGCCGGCCAAGUCGCGGGAAUCGCUGCUACAGCGAGUGCAGUCGCUUACAGGCGCCGCUCGGGACCAGGGAGCUAAUUUAUUAGGAAGCGUCACAUCAGUGGCAUCGGUUGGACGGGGCUACAAUCGAGACCGUUGCGUGACGCUGCUGGUGGUAGACGACCAGAACACCGACUGGUCCAAGUACUUCCGUGGUCGUCGACUGCCCGGCGAGUGGGACAUCCGAGUUGAACAGGCCGAAUUUAAGGAGCUGUCGGUGACGGCGAGCGGCGAGGGCUCUAAUGUGUCGAUGUCGGUCUACCGCAGCGGAACUAAAGUUACCCGUUGCUUCAAACCUGACUUCGUUCUGGUGCGGCAGAAUGUACGGGACGCUGGGGCUGACCACCGCGCCCUUCUCCUCGGUCUCAAAUUUGGUGGAGUGCCUUCCAUUAAUAGCCUCAACUCCAUCUACCACUUCCAGGAUCGACCGUGGGUGUUCGGACAUUUACUUCAACUUCAGCGACGUCUCGGCAGGGAGAACUUCCCACUCAUCGAGCAAACCUACUACCACAACUACACAGACAUGGUAAUGGCACCGAAGUUCCCUGUAGUGAUCAAGAUCGGCCACGCUCACAGCGGCGUGGCCAAGGUGAAAGUGGACUCUUUGGCCGACUUCCAGGAUAUUGCAGGCGUGGUAGCUAUGCUGGGAACAUAUAGUACUGUAGAGCCAUUCAUCGAUGCUAAGUACGACAUUCAUAUUCAAAAAAUUGGUACCAACUACAAAGCCUUCAUGCGCAAAUCUAUAUCCGGCAAUUGGAAAACUAAUCAAGGCUCCGCAAUGUUAGAAGCUAUUGGCAUGAACGAUAGAUACAAGAUGUGGAUCGAUGAGGUGAGCGAGAUAUUCGGAGGCCUAGAAGUAUGUGCGCUUGAACUGGUGGUGGGCAAGGAUGGUCGAGAGCACAUCAUAGAGCUCAACGACUCCGCCACGUCGUUCAUGGGUGACACGCAAGAGGAGGAUCGACGCCAUCUUGCGGAACUUGUCUUCCAACGUAUGCAGUCCGUUUGCCGGCCUGGGUUAACUAAGACUACUUCCCGGAGCUCAGUAGCGGGUAGCGGCGCGGCGUCGCCCGAAGAACGCUCAAUUGCUUCAGGACCUCCCAGUGUACCACCACCCGUGCCGCUCGCCACGGCUGCCAGCAUCGACCGACCACUGCCGCCCAUCCCGGCCGAACCCUCGCAACCACCGCCACCACCGUUAGCUCGCCGUGACUCGCAAGCAUCUCAAUCAUCGACCGUGUCUUCGGCAUCAGCUGCGCCCAGCACGGCGAGCACCUCGGCGCUCGCCACCGCGCCCUCCGCCGCCAGCACCGCUCGCAGUGGCUUCGCGCGGCAGGGCUCGCUCAGCGCUACUCUCACAGAAGAUGCAGAGGACACCAUGAAGAACCUCCGCAAAACCUUCGCGGGAAUCUUUGGGGACAUGUAACACGAUCCCAAUAUCGAAAACCAACCUUAAAAGGGGUUUAUUCGUAUAGCGCUUCAAACAAACGUAUAGUUUAGCUCUCAUAUUUUGAACGCUAACCAAUUAAACUCAAUAAAAAUUGUAGAUUCGUUCUAGAUGCCUGUGGUCUUCCAGAUUUCCGUUAAAAUAUUCAGAUUACGCGGUUUCAAAAAUUUACAUGUAAAUGUAAAAGUAGUUAUUUUUACGGAUAUCUGAAAACUAUACAGACUUAGAUUUUAGUUUUAGUACGUGUCUACAAAAUUACGUCGAGUUUAACUAGUCAAUAUUCAAAUGAGAACCAACCUACGUUUGUAUGGAGCAGGUGACGGAGAGACCACCAUUAACACCUUUGAGGACCACAUCUUUACGAUGUUUGUUGUGAACAGUCGAUAGGAAUCUAGUACUGAGUCAGAUAAAGUAGUUUUUCAAUUUGUUAACAACUGAAGCCCUACCUAUUAUUAUCAUCGCACAGAUAAAUAUUCAAAAAAUGUUGAAUGAAUAUUGACUGUGAACUGGCAAGUUUAUAUUAUUUCGUACUCCACCGUGUCAAAGUCCACGUAUCACGACAGGAACUUGGAACAUUUGAAAAAGCAUGCAUACAAGCAAGGCUUUACCUACACUGGGAGGAGUAGGUAUAAAAUCACCAUACUGAAGAAGGAAACAGUUUUUUCUACAAAGUUGUCAAAUUGAGAUAAUAUAUUUGCCAGUUCACACUUGAUAUAGCAGUCGAAUCAACCUAAAUAAUAAAAUCAACAGUGAAGAAAUCAUAAACAGGACAAGAUCCAUGAGUUUUGAGAACAAAAGAAGCUGUUGGUCUUCUGAUAAGACUCCAUUCGAAAUAACAAUGCGUAAUGUAGGAAAUUGAUGUGAGCCUGGUCUUAUCUGACUUACAGCCGUGUCCCACUAGGCUGGGCUUAUCUUCGGUUGUCGUGACAGCAUACUUACAGAAGGUAACUUGAAGGUACCUUUGUAUUCGAUAUCUUAUACAAUAGGUAACAUUGAACAUCGUAUCUAUCUAUACGAAAUUGUUUUAGCAACAUCAAAGUUGUUACAAAAUAUCUUGGUUGUGUUUGGCUAUAAAUAUAUAAAACUAUUCAACGUAUGAAAAUGAAAGUGUUUAUCGGGUGUACCAUAAGGCAUAAAAAAUUCAAAAAUAAAUCUUAACGAAAACAUCGAAUAAUUGAAAGCAAAAUCACUAUUGGCAUAAGGCACUGAACUGCAAUGCCCAAAAUCAAGAGUCUAAUGGAGAGGUAACUUCGUUUUAAAAUAUCAGGUUUGACUCUACCAAACAUAGCUACGAAAUUUAAAAUCCAGGGCGGUACAAACUUCAAGUAAGUAGAAUUUCUGAUUCCCAUCACAUCAAAAUGUACUUUAUCGCUAGAGAUAUUCGGGUAGAUCGUCAUUAGUUUAUCAUUUAUUUGUUUUUACAAUUUCACGACCACAAAUUAACGAAAAUCAGUUUCGACGUUAUAUAGCGUAGAAUUACAAAAAAAAAAAAAACAGAAUGUGUAUGCAUAGUCUUAAUGUAAUAUAACGAUAGAUUUUUUACAAUAAGUUUAAUAAAGUACGAAUCAACUGAGCUACAUUGUGAUCGAAUCCGUUCGAAGCGCGGCGCAUAUUAGCGUCUCGUCUAACACUAGAAGUAUAGAAAUCUUCCACUGUAGCAAUCUUUUAUCUUUUUGGGUAGUUCUUAUUUUCUACUACAUUUUAUUUCAUAUUGCAAGUUUUCUGUCUUGCAUCAUUUAAGCUGCUAUGGCCUUUGAUUCCUCUAAUGGUAGAAAGUACUACAAAUCGGCAGCUUCACGGAAAUUUAAAUCUUAAUUAUUUGUUAGAAUACAGACUUUAUUACUUUAAUAACAAAACUUAAUUCUGAAUUGAGAUAAUUGUUUAAAAAUUUAAAGUUUUAGGUAAAUAAAUAAGUAUAUUUCAAUGUAUUUUUUAGAAAAAUCAUUAUGUUCAAGCUAUCAAAAAUUCUUUAUUCUAUCAAUAUUAUGAAAUCAAAAUGUUUAUCUUGUUACUCCCUUUUACUCUUAACUUUUAAACUGCGAUAAAAGUUAACCGAAGCCUAAAUCUGCCUUUAUUACUCUAUAUGUAUGUAUAGAUUCAAAAAUAUUGAAACUUCAUUCUUCAAAUGUUGAAACCCGAUUCUGAGUUACCUUGUACGCUGACUCUCUAGCUAAAAUCCUGAACAUUAGGUCAUAAAUUAGAAAUAUUUAUGGAGGAGGGAUUAUCACUUCAUUCUUGCCAGCUUCGUGAUGCUUAAUCGCAAGUAAAAGGAAAAUUUCUAUAUGAGGAAAAACUUUAAAAAAUUUAGAUUCCUGGUGUGGUUGUUGGAAACGGGGUGCAAGCCGUUGAAGCAAUGCUAUUUAAGACAAUAUUGUUGAAUGCAAAAAAUAUUCCACAUUUUAUAUAUCUUAUUACUAGUUGUAUCUCGUAGUUAUAAGAUUAGUAUUGUUGUAUUUGUGUGUUUCUCACGCAAUGUCUUUAUACCUAUCAUGCUUAGUCAUUUUCGUAACGUUGAUGCAUUGUUUGAUCAAUGACUGUAACCGUAAAGAUUAUUUAGAUAUCGUUUAGUAUUUUAGUUUUGAAGUCGUAUUUAUUUUUAGUUUUUAAGAAAAAUCUUAACUUUACGAACUUACAAAGUUCUUUCGGAGUAGAAAAUUGACUGUGUAAAUUCAUAUCAAGAUCAGAUCUCCGUACUUAACCAAAUUCUUGCAUGGCGCCUUUUCUUCUUACCUAUUCUAAACCUCAAAAAUAAACUUCGUACUUAGUACUAACCAUAUUAUGAUCAUUAUAAACAUAGGUACAUAAUUAUAUAAAUAUAACUUUGCAUUUAAUUUUAUUUAAAUAACUUGCAUUGUGCAGGUGGAAUUUUUAUUGUCAUAUUGAUGCGUAUGCCUUAUUGUUUUCAUCACACGUUACUGUUUAACUACAACGAAAAUUAUAUGAAAUAUAUACGAUGCUGAGUACCAAUAAAGUAAACACCCAUGAAAGAGUUACUCAAUAGUUAACUCAAGAUUUUUUUAUUACUUAUAAGCCAUGUCAGCAAGCUAAUCUAAAUAGUCAUCUUAUAGGUAGAUGUCUUGUACUACUGAGGCCUUGGCAUUGUAAUUACAUCCUAAACUAAAUAUUCUUAGAUUAUAUUUAUACAUGCACAUUGUAGCUAAUUUUUGACACGGUACCUUUAGCUAAUAUUAAUAAGUGUCUACGAAAUGCGCAAUUAGAUGACUAAUAACAUAAUAAAUAUACCUAUAAUCUAAAACGCGGUACCUUAACAUGAUUGUAAUGUCGUUGAAUUUUGUAAGGAGUCGAUAAUAUUAAUUUUAUAUUAGACUGUUCUGCGUUUAUUAAUAAUAAGGUAAAUAAUAUAAACACUAAAUAUAAAGCUGUUGUUGUUGUUGCUAAACAAGUUAUACAUUGUGUACCUACUCAUAUGGAAAAUGAUCAAGAUUUGUUGCGAUUUUAAAUAUACCUCUAUGAUUGUGAAGUAUAUCUGAAUAAUAAUUAUCGCAACGAUCUUGAGUUAGAUUAAAGAGACAUGGAUUGCCACAAUUUGGUUUUAGCCGUGUAUUAACUAAUUAUAAUAUAAUAUGUUUUUAUAUGUUAUGAGAAAAAAUAAGCUAGAUGAAUAUAUUAUGAAACAACUGUAUUGGAUUGAGGUGGCUUAACUAUUAUCACCGAUCUAUUUAAAACAGUUGACAUGAUCAUCCUAAAGAAGAUCAUAAAAGUCUUAAAAUUGGAAAUAUUAAUGAAAUAUUGUGUUAGAUUUAUUGCUCAUGUUUGGUCGUAUGUACAUUGCAACUCUGUGAAAUUGGGCAAGAAACAUACUGCCUCAGAAAUGAUGAAAAUUGACGUGGAACUAGCUCGUAACUGUGGUUUAAACUUCAGUUUUUAAAACACGGCCUUGUUUAGUUUUCAUUAGUUACAUUUUUUUUUCUUGAGAAAUUCUUGAGAAAAAUUAUUACGUGAUUUAGAGAUCUCUAAAUCGCAUAUUAAUAAUAAUAACACAAUACGUUCUAAAGAAAAAAAUUGUAAUGAAUGAAAACUGUGUUUUACGAAAUACAGCAAUAAAAAUUUAGUCUGAUAACAAAGUCUAACAAAAACACGUGGCAUCCAUGUCUAUACGAAAGUAAUAAUGUAAUGGAAUUUGAAUGCAUGUUAAUCUACUAAUAAAUAUAUAUUAAAUAAAUACCUCUUUUGGUAAGUCAGUAAU